This is a messenger RNA of Betta splendens (Siamese fighting fish), 9759 nucleotides long. RefSeq names its product talin 2b (gene tln2b). Lineage: Eukaryota; Metazoa; Chordata; Actinopteri; Anabantiformes; Osphronemidae. The transcript is spliced from 58 exons. The record is from RefSeq and is a predicted model, not a curated record. Gene Ontology annotation, cellular component: plasma membrane; focal adhesion; cytoskeleton. Gene Ontology annotation, biological process: cell-cell adhesion. Gene Ontology annotation, molecular function: actin filament binding; integrin binding; structural constituent of cytoskeleton. The coding region runs from base 412 to 8070 and encodes 2552 amino acids.
GCCCGUCUCCUUCAUGCGUGGCCAAACUACACGGCCGUCACGCCUAUUCCACAUCUCCAUCUGUUUGAUCGGGGUGCGUCUUCGCCGUUGUGAGACACCAAGCGUGCGCGUGACGCCGCUUCCUUUUUCUUUUUUCCUUUUUUUUUUUGCAGCGCGCAGACCCGUGAUCGUCGUUUUUCCUCGGUUUUCCCAUCUCCCCUCUCCCCGCUGUACGAUAAACGAGGAGGGGCUUGGUGCCGUGGAGGAGCGAGGCGGGCGGGCGGGCGGGCGGACAGGCGAAGCGGAGCCGCUCGUAGUGUGCGUGUGUGUGCGUCGCGUGUCGCCCGCAUCCAUCCGAGUCCGCUCGCAUGCGUUAACGAGCGACAGACGUCAGGUGUGUAGGUCUGUCCCGGCCCCCGUUCUACCACCGAGAUGGUGGCCCUGUCGCUGAAGAUCUGCGUGCGCCAGUGCAACGUGGUGAAGACCAUGCAGUUCGAGCCGUCCACGCCGGUGUACGACGCCUGCAGGAUCAUCAGAGAGCGAGUGCCGGAGGCCCAGACGGGACAAGCCUCGGAUUACGGCCUCUUCCUGUCCGACGACGACCCCAGGAAAGGAAUCUGGCUGGAGUCUGGACGGACCCUGGAUUAUUACAUGCUGCGGAACGGAGACAUUCUGGAGUACAAGAAGAAACAAAGGCCGCAGAAGAUCAAGAUGCUGGACGGGGCGGUGAAAACCAUCAUGGUGGACGACUCCAAAACCGUUGGGGAGCUGCUUGUCACUAUAUGCAGUAGAAUUGGCAUCACCAACUACGAGGAGUACUCGCUCAUCCAGGAGGAGGACAAGAGGGACGACGGGACGGCGACGCUGAGGAAGGACCGCACGCUGCUGCUGAGGGACGAGAGGAAGAUGGAGAAGCUCAAGGCCAAGCUGCACACGGACGACGACUUGAACUGGCUGGACCACGGACGGACGUUCCGGGAGCAAGGCGUGGAGGAGAGCGAGACGCUGCUGCUCAGGCGCAAGUUCUUCUACUCGGACCAGAACGUGGACUCGCGGGACCCCGUCCAGCUGAACCUGCUCUACGUUCAGGCUAGGGAUGAUAUAUUGAAUGGAUCCCACCCUGUGUCCUUUGAUAAAGCCUGCGAGUUUGCAGGGAUCCAGGCUCAGAUCCAGUUCGGACCCCAUGUGGAGCACAAGCACAAGCCCGGAUUUCUGGACCUAAAGGAGUUCCUACCUAAAGAGUACAUUAAGCAGAGAGGCUCCGAGAAGAAAAUAUUCCAAGAACACAAAAACUGUGGGGAGAUGAGCGAGAUCGAGGCCAAAGUGAAGUACGUGAAGCUGGCCAGGUCCCUGCAGACGUACGGCGUGUCCUUCUUCCUGGUGAAGGAAAAGAUGAAGGGCAAGAAUAAGCUGGUGCCGCGGCUGCUGGGCAUAACCAAAGAGUCGGUGAUGCGGGUGGACGAGAAGACGAAGGACGUGGUGCAGGAGUGGCCUCUGACCACGGUCAAGCGAUGGGCCGCGUCGCCCAAGAGCUUCACUCUGGAUUUUGGGGAGUAUCAGGAGAGCUACUACUCUGUGCAGACGACAGAGGGGGAGCAGAUUUCCCAACUCAUCGCCGGAUACAUUGACAUCAUUCUGAAGAAGAAGCAAAGCAAGGACCGCUUCGGCCUGGAGGGAGACGAGGAGUCCACCAUGCUGGAGGAAUCCGUUUCCCCGAAGAAGUCCACUAUUUUGCAGCAGCAGUUCAACCGGGUGGGUCGGGUGGAGCACGGCUCGGUGGCACUUCCGGGUAUCAUUCGAUCCGGCUCCGUCGGCGGCCCUGACACCUUUAAUGUGGGAACCAUGCCCUCCGCCCAGCAGCAGAUCACCACCGGGCAGAUGCACCGCGGACACAUGCCCCCACUGAGUCUGGCCCAGCAGGCCCUGAUGGGAACCAUCACCAGCAGCAUGCAGGCUGUGCAGCAGGCCCAAGCCGACCUGGGCCACGUGGAUAAUCUGCCCCCACUGGGCCACGACUUGGCGUCCAGAGUGUGGGUUCAGAAUAAAGUGGACGAAUCCAAACACGAAAUCCACUCUCAGGUAGAUGCCAUCACGGCGGGAACGGCCUCCGUGGUCAACCUCACUGCAGGUGAGCCCACGGACACGGACUACACGGCGGUGGGCUGCGCCAUCACCACCAUCUCCUCCAACCUCACGGAGAUGUCCAAGGGCGUGAAGCUGCUGGCGGCGCUGAUGGACGACGAAGUGGGCAGCGGGCACAAGCUCAUGGGCGCCGCCAGGAUGCUGGCGGGGGCCGUGUCGGACCUCCUCAGAUCUGUGGAGCCCGCGGCGGCCGAGCCCAGACAGACGGUGCUGACUGCAGCAGGAAGUAUUGGACAGGCCAGCGGGGACCUGCUCCGUCACAUCGGGGAGGGCGAGACCGAUGAGAAGUUCCAGGACACGCUGAUGAAUCUGGCCAAAGCAGUGGCGAAUGCAGCUGCUAUGUUAGUCCUGAAGGCCAAGAACGUGGCCCAGGUGGCCGAGGACACCAUAUUGCAGAACCGGGUGAUCGCAGCUGCCACUCAGUGUGCCCUGUCCACCUCGCAGCUGGUCGCCUGCACCAAGGUGGUGAGUCCGACCAUCAGCUCCCCGGUGUGUCAGGAGCAGCUUGUGGAGGCCGGGAAACUGGUGGACCGCUCCGUGGAGACCUGCGUGAAGUCGUGCCGCUCGGCCAGCGACGACGGCGAGCUGCUGAAGCAAGUGGGGGCCGCGGCCGGCGUGGUGAGCCAGGCCCUCGGCGACCUGCUGCAGCACGUGCGCCACUACGCCAGCUGCGGAGAGCCCAUCGGGCGCUACGACCAGGCCACGGACACCAUCAUGAACGUGACGGAGAACAUUUUCACGUCCAUGGGUGACGCGGGCGAGAUGGUGCGUCAGGCCCGAGUGUUGGCCCAGGCCACGUCGGACCUGGUCAACGCCAUGAGGUCCGACGCGGAGGCCGAGGUCGACGUGGACAACUCCAAGAAGCUGCUGGCCGCCGCCAAGCUGCUGGCGGACGCCACGGCUCGCAUGGUGGAGGCUGCUAAGGGGGCCGCGGCCUACCCGGAGAACGAGGACCAGCAGCAGCGGCUGCGGGAGGCGGCGGAGGGGCUCCGCGUCGCCACCAACGCCGCGGCUCAGAACGCCAUAAAGAAGAAGCUCGUCAACCGGCUGGAGAUUGCUGCAAAGCAGGCCGCGGCUGCCGCCACUCAGACCAUCGCAGCUGCUCAAAACGCUGCUGCUUCUAAUAAAAACACUGCCUCGCACCAACAGCUAGUGCACAGCUGCAAGGCAGUAGCAGACAGCAUUCCCCAGCUGGUGCAGGGCAUGAGGAGCAGCCAGGCUCAGCCUGAGGAUCUGGGGGCCCAGCUCGUGCUCAUCAUGGCCAGUCAGAACUUCCUACAGCCUGGAAGUAAAAUGGUGGCAUCGGCAAAAUCGGCGGUUCCAACAGUGGCCGAACAGGCUGCUGCUAUGCAACUGGGCCAGUGUGCCAAAAACCUGGCUACCUGUCUGGCAGAGCUCAGGACGGCGACCCAGAAGGCUCACGAAGCGUGCGGUCCCCUGGAGAUUGACUCAGCCCUGAAAACAGUGCAGACGCUCAAGAGCGAGCUCCAGGAUGCCAAGAUGUCAGUCAUAGACGGGCAACUCAAACCUCUGCCUGGAGAAACGCUGGAGAAGUGUGCUCAGGAUUUGGGAAGCACCUCCAAGACCGUGGGCUCGUCCAUGGCCCAGCUGCUGACAUGCGCCGCACAGGGAAAUGAACAUUACACAGGCGUGGCGGCCCGGGAGACGGCGCAGGCUCUGCGGACCUUGGCCCAAGCAGCCCGAGGCGUGGCGGCCAGCACCAAGGAGCCGCAGGCCGCGGCCGCCAUGCUGGACUCGGCCCAGUGCGUCAUGGAGGGCUCGGCCAUGCUGAUCCACGAAGCCCAUCAGGCCCUCGUCCAUCCGGGAGACGCCGAGAGUCAGCAGCGGCUGGCGCAGGUGGCCAAAGCUGUGUCACACUCCCUAAAUAAUUGUGUGAACUGCCUGCCGGGCCAGAAGGAUGUGGACAUGGCUCUCAGGAGCAUCGGAGAGGCCAGCAAGAAGCUGCUGGUGGACAUGCUCCCUCCCUGCAACAAGACAUUCCAGGAGGCUCAGACUGAGCUGAACCACACAGCAGCUGAACUCAACCACUCCGCAGGCGAGGUCGUCCACUCCUCCCGCGGAACCAGCGGCCAACUGGCCGCGGCCUCUGGGAAGUUCAGCCAAGACUUUGAUGAGUUCCUGGACGCUGGCAUUGAGAUGGCAGGACACACCCAAAGCAAAGACGACCAGAUCCAAGUCAUUGGGAAUCUGAAGAACAUCUCAAUGGCGUCCAGUAAACUGCUGCUGGCCGCCAAGUCUCUGUCCGUGGAUCCAGGUGCAGCCAACGCUAAGAACCUUCUAGCUGUGGCAGCAAGGGCGGUGACAGAGAGCAUUAAUCAGCUGAUCACGCUCUGCACGCAGCAAGCGGCCGGUCAAAAAGAGUGCGACAACGCCUUGAGGGAGCUGGAGGCUGUCAGAGGCCUCCUGGAGAAUCCCAGCGAGCCCGUCAGCGAGCUCUCCUACUUCGACUGCAUCGAGAGCGUCAUGGAGAACUCAAAGGUUCUGGGCGAGGCCAUGGCAGGCAUCUCUCAGCACUGCAAGACGGGCGACGUGGUGGCCUUCGGGGAGAGCGUGGGCGUGGCGUCCAAGGCUCUGUGUGGGCUGACGGAAGCUGCAGGACAGGCAUCCUAUCUUGUAGGUGUGUCUGAUCCCAACAGUCAGUCAGGUCAUGAGGGGCUGGUGGAUCCCAUCCAGUUUGCAAGGGCUCACCAGGCUAUACAGAUGGCUUGUCAGAACUUGGUGGAUCCAGCGAGUAGCCCUUCACAGGUCUUGUCCGCAGCAACCAUCGUAGCCAAGCACACCUCCGCCCUGUGCAACGCCUGCCGCCUGGCCUCCUCCAAGACCUCCAACCCCGUGGCGAGGAGGCAGUUCGUCCAGUCGGCCAAAGAGGUGGCCAACACCACGGCCAACCUGGUCAAGACCAUCAAGGUCAACUCCCCAACGGAGCAAAACGCCUCGGACGGGGAUUUUUCCGACGAGAACAGGAACAGGUGCCGCGUGGCCACAACGCCUCUCCUGGAAGCUGUGGAGAACCUGUCGACCUUUGCCAACAACCCUGAGUUUGCGAGCAUCCCGGCUCAGAUCAGUAACGAGGGCUCAGCCUCACAGGAGCCCAUUGUGCGCUCGGCCCGCUCCAUGCUCGACAGCUCCACUUACCUUUUAGAAACAGCACGCUCUCUGGUACUCAACCCCAAAGAUCCUCCUACCUGGUCCAUACUCGCCGGCCACUCCAGGACGGUUUCUGACUCCAUCAAGAGCCUCAUCACCUCCAUUAGGGACAAGGCGCCAGGACAGAGGGAGUGUGAUUACUCUAUUGAUAAUAUCAAUAAGUGCAUCCGUGACAUUGAGCAAGCUUCUCUGGCUGCGGUCGGGCAGACUCUGCCCUGCAGAGAUGAUAUCUCCAUGGAAGCGCUCCAGGAGCAGCUGACAUCCUCCGUGCAGGAGAUUGGGCAUCUGAUUGAUCCCGUCUCCACAGCGGCUCGAGGCGAGGCUGCCCAACUAGGACACAAGGUGACCCAGCUGGCUAGUUACUUUGAUCCUCUCAUUGUGGCAUCAGUGGGCCUGGCCUCAAAGCUGCAGGACCACCAGCAGCAGAUGACCAUUUUGGACCAGACCAAGACCUUGUCUGAGUCUGCCCUGCAGAUGCUGUAUGCAGCCAAGGAAGGCGGGGGAAAUCCAAAGGCGUCCCACACCCACGAUGCCAUAUCUGAAGCAGCCCAGCUGAUGAGGGAGGCUGUGGAUGACAUCAUGGUGACUUUGAACGAGGCCGCCAGUGAAGGCGGCAUGGUCGGGGGCAUGGUGGAGUCCAUUGCUGAGUCCAUUGGAAGGCUGGACGAGGGGACGCCCCCUGAACCCGAGGGCUCUUUUGUGGACUACCAGACCACCAUGGUGAAGUUCUCCAAGGCCAUCGCCAUCACUGCCCAGGAGAUGAUGACUAAGUCGGUGACCUGCCCCGAGGAGCUCGGUGGCCUGGCCUCUCAGGUGACGGUGGACUACGGGCAGCUCGCGCACCAAGGACGCCUCGCCGCAGCCACGGCGGAGCCAGAGGAGAUCGGCUUCCAGAUAAAGACGCGGGUGCAGGAGCUGGGCCACGGCUGCAUCUACCUGGUCCAGAAGGCCGGAGCCCUGCAGCUCAGUCCCACUGACACCUUCUCCAAACGGGAGCUCAUCGAAUGCGCCCGCACGGUCACAGAGAAGGUGUCCUUGGUUCUGUCUGCACUGCAAGCGGGCAACAAAGGCACCCAGGCCUGCAUCACAGCCGCCAGCGCCGUCUCCGGCAUCAUCGCCGACCUGGACACCACCAUCAUGUUCGCCUCCGCUGGAACGCUGAACCCGGAGAACGAAGAGUCGUUUGCCGACCACAGGGAGAGCAUCCUGAAGACGGCCAAGGCCCUGGUGGAAGACACCAAGCUGCUGGUGGCCGGAGCCGCGUCCACGCAGGACAAGCUGGCCCAGGCCGCCCAGUCCUCGGCCAAGACCAUCACCCAGCUCACCGAGGUGGUCAAACUGGGAGCGACCAGCAUGGGCUCCGAGGACCCUGAGACGCAGGUGGUUCUGAUAAACGCGGUGCGGGACGUGGCCAAGGCUCUGGCCGAGCUCAUCGGCGCCACCAAAUGUGCCGCGGGCAAAGCCGCCGACGACCCGUCCAUGUAUCAGCUGAAGAGCGCUGCCAAGGUCAUGGUGACCAACGUGACGUCCCUUCUGAAAACGGUGAAGGCCGUGGAGGAUGAAGCCACUCGCGGGACGCGGGCGCUGGAGGCCACCAUCGAGUGCAUAAAGCAGGAGCUCACGGUGUUCCAGUCCAAGGACGUCCCGAGCAGAUCCAACACGCCCGAGGAGUUCAUCCGCAUGACAAAGGGCAUCACCACGGCGACCGUCAAGGCAGUGGCUGCGGGCAACUCGGCCCAGCAGGAGGACGCCAUCGCCACUGCCAACCUGAGCCGCAAAGCCGUCUUUGACAUGCUGACUACCUGCAAGCAAGCGGCACAUCACCCCGAGGUGAGUGAGGAAUUGAGGAGCAAGGCCCUGCAGUUCGGCUCUGAAUGCACCAAUGGAUACAUCUGCCUCUUGGAGCAGGUGCUGCAGGUGCUGCAGAAGCCCACUCCCGAGCAGAAGCAGCAGCUGGCCGUGCACUCGAAGCAUGUGGCGGCGUGUGUCACCGAGCUCGUCCAGACAGCGGAGGCGAUGAAGGAUGGAGGAUCGGAGUGCGUGGACCCCGAGGACCCCACCGUCGUCGCCGAGACCGAGCUCCUCGGAGCCGCGGCGUCCAUCGAAGCGGCGGCCAAGAAGCUGGAGCAGCUGAAACCCAGAGCGAAGCCCAAGCAGGCCGAUGAGACGCUGGAUUUUGAGGAGCAGAUCUUGGAGGCGGCGAAGUCCAUCGCUGCAGCAACCAGCGCCCUCGUUAAAUCUGCGUCUGCAGCUCAGAGGGAGCUGGUCGCUCAGGGCAAGGUCGGAUCCAAUCUAGCCAACGCAGUGGACGACGGGCAGUGGUCGCAGGGUCUCAUUUCCGCCGCGCGCAUGGUCGCAGCCGCCACCAGCAACCUGUGCGAGGCGGCCAACGCCUCGGUGCAGGGCCACGCCAGCGAGGAGAAGCUGAUCUGCUCGGCCAAGCAGGUGGCGGCGUCCACGGCCCAGCUGCUGGUGGCCUGCAAGGUGAAGGCGGACCAGGACUCCGAGGCCAUGAGGCGGCUGCAGGCUGCGGGCAACGCGGUGAAGCGGGCCUCGGACAACCUGGUGAAGGCGGCGCAGAAGGCGGCGUUCGACAAGACCGAGGAUGACAGCGUGGUGGUGAAGACCAAGUUCGUUGGCGGCAUAGCGCAGAUCAUCGCGGCUCAGGAGGAGAUGCUCAGGAAGGAGCGCGAGCUGGAGGAAGCCCGGAAGAAGCUGGCUCAGAUCCGACAGCAGCAGUACAAGUUCCUGCCCAGCGAGCUGAGGGAGGACGAAGGCUGAUUGGCCGAGCGGGAGGGAUGCGCACCGCGCCGAUGAGGCCCUCUGGUUAUGGGGUGACGCCGCUGACGUGCUAUUGGCUGCUUCCCGCUCAUGUAACCGAGGAAUAUACAGCACUUGAAACAGGCCUGUUUGACAAAAAGAAAACAAGUGCCUGCGCUCUGCAGUGUAUUUGUGUGUAUGUGUGUGUGUGUGUGUGUGUGUGUGUGUGUAUGUGUGCGUGACAGAGUGUGUGUAUGUGCAUUUGUCAUUGAAUGAUGUUGACGUUUUAAUAAGGAGGAACUUAUUACAAUUACGAGAAACUAAGACAGUCGGAGAAACGCAUCGUGAGCAUCGCUGACUGUUACAAUCACGAGCUGAAGUUGGUACAAAGGCAGAAAUCCUGUAUAAUCACUGAAUGUUUUAAAAUAGCUGAGGGUUUAGAGCAAAGAAAAAAGCACUGAGACAACCUGUGCAACUGGCAGAACAAGGAUCCAUAGUUUCUAUUCAAUAUGUAAAAACAUAAAGGCAGAAGGACCCAUUUCACCAAUGACUAGCAUGCACCACAUUGUCUAUACAUAUCAAUGAAGCUUCUAACCAAUAGAGUGGAAAGGCACUUAUAUUUUACUAAUAUAUAUAGAUAUAUAUGUAUACACACACAUACAUAAUUUGAAGUUUGAUGCUAAACUAGCUAAUUGUUAUUAACCUUGACACCAAACAAUGAGGUUUUCUGAUCUCACCUCUGGCCAACACUCGCUGAAUCCAUUCAUUUGUCCUGGAUUGUUUUCAGUGUAAUCUGGACUCAACGUGACCAAAUGCAUCACUGCACCCACACAGAGCUGUGAGAGGAACAUGCCCAUAACACACGCACGCAGACCCUGUCAAGACAUUUCACCUUAGACUGUCUAUAGCAAUACAUCCAAGCAAGGCAGAGUCUGCUCACAUUGGUUGUAUGUAAACACGCAUACGGCUCUUUUAAUGAAGUGAGCCAUUAAUGCACUGAAGCUGCCCACACACACAUGCACUGAAUGAAGAAGGCAAUUAAAAUCUAUCCUAUCUAUCCUAUAACGAUGAGGAGGACUCUACAGGUGGCUCUUUCUAUUAGCCCAUGACUCUCCUCAGUUGGUCCAUGCCAGUGUCUUGGUUCGCAUUGUGUCCUAGUGCCUUACUCGAGCUGAAGAUCAGGCCUGGGAGCCUGAGCCUUUCCCUCUGUGGGUCACCACAUCACAGUAUGCCAGUCUGCUGUCACCUGCUCCUUUGCCAUAUAAUGCAAUGCCUUGUGUGCUGGCCUGCCUGCCUACAACACUCUACCGCUGACAUUAAAGGGCAUCCCUGGAUACCUUAGGACUUAGAGGCCAUAGUGGGACGAGAGCACCAGACCGCAUUCCAUGAGCGCUCGGCGAUUUGCGACUGAAGUUGGGAAAAUUCAUCACGCCAAGUCCCUCCGUGCUGGACUAAGUCCUUGUUCCAUCCGUUAGCCACUAUAAAACUACGUUUCUAUCAGUAAAUGUAAUAAUUACCCUCAAAUAUAUCGUCUAACUGAUUUGUCCGAGUAUUACCAGAAAUAGAUCCAGUUACUAGCUCUGUAAUGAAUAGGUGUUGUGCUUUCUUUAACAGACUGCGUUACUUCUAUGAUUUGAUGCUGUAUGUAUGAUAUUUAUCUUGUCACAAAAGUAUUUUUUGUAUUCACCAAAAUAAAAGGGUUUCAAACAA